Messenger RNA from Mya arenaria, 502 nucleotides. RefSeq lists its product as uncharacterized. The transcript has 3 exons. Bases 1 to 402 code for a protein of 133 amino acids. Lineage: Eukaryota; Metazoa; Mollusca; Bivalvia; Myida; Myidae. The record is from RefSeq and is a predicted model, not a curated record. Gene Ontology annotation, molecular function: zinc ion binding.
AUGGCGCUAUCAAUUUUGUACUGGUCGAGAUACGUCGACGGUCAUGUGAAGCUUACUAGAAAAAGUGAAGCAGCGGUAGAAAGCGGGAGAGUAUUACGAUUUUCCAUCGAUGAACUGAGAGUGAUACAGGCAAAUGUUCAGGCAUCCAUGAGAGAUACGUCGUAUUCUGUCCAGAUAUUCCUAGAGCAAGAAAACAAUGGUGCAGUGCAGUCUACACGUUGCCAAUGCCCUAUGGCUGAGUAUAAAUGCCAUCAUGUAGCAGCAGUCUUGUUGUUUGGGUACAAGAGAGCUAGCAAAACAGAUAUAAAAUGCAGUUGGCUCAAACAUCCGAAGUCAGCACCUCCAAAGACUACAGUUACAAUGACUGACUUAUAUCCCCCAAGGCAACAAGAGUACAGGUAAAAAUAUUAUAAUUACAUUAUUAAUAUGAAAUGCUAACAUAAAUUUUAUUGAUUAACUAGAACAAUUAAGAUUAAAUACCACGAUUUGCAGAUACUGCCUG